AUGGAUUCAUGGAAGGAAGAUGUGGAUUGCUGCUUGUGGGACGGUGUGACAUGUGAGGAUGAGACAGGAAACGUCAUUGGUCUUGACCUCAGCAGCCGUGGGCUUCAUCGCAACAUCGACUCGAGUAGUAGCCUUUUCAACCUUUCUCACCUUCAAAGGCUCAACCUUGCAAAUAAUGACUUCCACAGCUCUGAAAUCUCUCCAAUGUUUGGUAGGUUUCCUAAUCUCACACACCUUAACCAGUCAAAUUCAUCAUUUGCAGGGGACAUCCCAUUUGAUCUGUCUCAUCUAUCUCGUUUGGUUUCGCUUGAUCUCUCUUACAGUCUAGGUCUACGACUUGACACAUCUGUUUACAAUGCUCUUGCUCGGAACCUAACCCAAUUAAGAGAAAAUUUUCUCUCCACUGUAAAUAUGGCUUUGGUUCAUCCUAAUAUGCUGUUGAACCUAUCAUCUUCUUUGACCUCUCUUAAUGUCGUGGGUUCUGGAAUCCGAGGGAAUUUCCCGGCUGCUUAUUCUCGUAGUCUACCAAACUUGCAACUUCUAGAAUUAAGUGAAAACAUUGAUCUAACAGGUUCUCUACGAGAGUUUAACUGGACUAUUUCUCUCAAAUACUUGGAUCUUAGCUUCUGCGGUUUCACAGGGGUGCUUCCCAAGUCCAGGGGGAACCUCACAAAAAUUACUCAUAUCUUCCUCCAAUAUAACAGUUUCGGUGGUGAGAUUCCAGCAGCCUCCAUCUCAAACCUUGCCCAGCUUCAAUUUUUGAAUCUUCUAGGAAAUAAUUUCCAGGGUCGGAUUCCUAAUGCAUUUGAGAACCUGAGUAAACUGACAUUCAUAAAUCUUGAAGGCAAUAGAUUCACAGGUCAGCUGCCCACAUCCAUAUUCAAUCUAACUAAAGUUUCAUAUAUGGAUCUUUCAGGUAAUCAACUUAUAGGUCCUUUCCCUGAAUAUGCAACUGGGCUUUCAAAGCUCCGUAGACUUGACUUGUCUGAUAACAUCCUAAAUGGGACAAUACCUCCUUGGCUUGUCAGUUUGCCCUUAUUACAAUAUUUGUUUCUCCAAGACAACUUACUCACCGGUAAUAUUAGAGAAAUCAAAGGCUUUUCAUUAUCCGUCAUUGAUCUAACUAAUAAUAAGCUAUGUGGACCUGUUCCCAGAUUUACCUUUGAACUUGAGAAUCUGAAUUAUUUGAGGCUUUCGUCAAAUAAUCUAAGUGGAGUCGUCGAGAUAGACAUGUUUCAGAAGCUCAAAAAUCUGCAAGAGCUUGAUCUUUCUGGUAACAGACUCUUAUCGUUGGACACCACCCACAAUUUCAACUUUACACUUCCUAGUCUUACUAAUCUACUUCUGUCUUCACGCGACAUAAAAGAAUUCCCUCAUGUUUUAAAGGCUUUUACAGGCAUUUUAGAUCUUUCCAACAAUCAAAUUCAUGUCCCAAUCCCCCAGUAG
Molecule: messenger RNA, 1446 nt
Organism: Ziziphus jujuba (common jujube)
Lineage: Eukaryota; Viridiplantae; Streptophyta; Magnoliopsida; Rosales; Rhamnaceae
Product: receptor-like protein Cf-9
Exons: 1
Coding region: 1-1446 (481 amino acids)
Molecular function (GO): protein binding
Source: RefSeq, a predicted model, not a curated record